This is a messenger RNA of Brienomyrus brachyistius, 3910 nucleotides long. It is a transcript of the gene mybpc3, whose product is annotated as myosin binding protein C3. NCBI's taxonomy places the organism in Eukaryota, Metazoa, Chordata, Actinopteri, Osteoglossiformes, Mormyridae. The transcript has 29 exons. Gene Ontology annotation, molecular function: protein binding. Bases 84 to 3518 code for a protein of 1144 amino acids. The record is from RefSeq and is a predicted model, not a curated record.
CCUCAAUCUGGGACAAGGCUUGGGGAUGUAUUAAAGGCACGGUGCUGGGUAUGACAAGGGAUUCUUAGGGAGCCUCGAUCAAGAUGCCAGAGCCGAAAGCUGAAAAUGCAGGGACCUCUGAGGAUAAAGCAAGCUGCGCAGCCGCAGCACCAUCAGCAGAUUCUACCCCAGCAGACACAGCAGGAGACGCCCAGCAUGACGGCACAGAUGCUGAUGGUUUGCCAGAAAGUCAGCAUCCGGACACAAGGCAGGACCUGACUGGACUUUUCUUAGAGAAGCCCGUGAGUGGAGAGGUCACCGUCGGAGAGAACAUCACCUUCAUAUCCAAGGUGAGCACUGUCAACCUGCUGAAAAAGCCCACUGUCCGCUGGUUCAAGGGAAAGUGGAUGGACCUGGCCAGCAAGGCUGGGAAGCACCUGCAGCUGAAGGAGACGUACGAUCGUAACACCAAGAUAUUCACCUUCGAAAUGCAAAUCAUUGGAGCCAAGCCCAACUAUGCUGGAGCGUAUCGAUGUGAAGUGUCCUCCAGGGACAAGUUUGACAGCUGCAAUUUUGAUCUUGUUGUGCACGAGGCAAGAGCAACUGAAGAGUUUGACAUCCGCGCAGCCUUUAGACGCACUAGCAUUGAUGGAGGUGAAGAAGCUGGAGAGCUGGACUUCAGCGCUUUGCUAAAGAAGAGUGUUGUCCAAGUCAGCACGGAACCUGAUGUAGACGUGUGGGAAAUCCUCCAGAAGGCCAAGCCCAAUGAGUAUGAGAAGAUUGCCUUCCAGCAUGGCAUCACGGACCUGCGUGGCAUGCUGAAGAGGCUGAAGAAGAUGAAGAAGGAGGAGAAGAAGAGUGCUGCAUUCCUGAAGAAGCUGGACCCAGCCUAUCAGGUCCAGAAAGGUCAAAAAAUGAAAUUCUGCGUAGAAGUGGCCAAUCCUGACGCAGAGGUGAAAUGGCUGAAGAAUGGACAGGAAAUCCAUCCUACUGGCAGCAAGUACAUUUUUGAGAGCGUUGGCAACAAGCGAUACCUCACCAUCAACAACUGCUCGUUAUCUGAUGAUGCUGCUUACACUUGUGUGAUCGGAGAUGAAAAGUGCUUCUCUGAACUCUUCGUCCAAGAGCCCCCCGUGCUCAUACUGCGCAGUCUCGAGGACCAGAUGGCCAUGACAGGGCAGCGUGUGGAGUUUGAGUGUGAGGUGUCCGACGAGGGUGCCCAAGUCAAAUGGGAAAAGGACGGCGUGGAGCUAACCAGGGACGAGUCCUUCAAGUACCGUUUCAAGAAAGACGGCAGGAAGCACUUCCUGAUCAUUAACGAGGUCGGCAAAGAGGACGGCGGCCACUACACCGUGAAGACAAGUGGCGGGGAGUCCAUGGCUGAGCUCAUGGUGCAGGAGAAGGAGUUAGAGAUAUACCAGAGCAUCGCUGACCUGACGGUGAAGGCCAAGGAGCAGGCAGUGUUCAAGUGUGAGGUCUCAGAUGAGAAUGUGAAGGGCAUUUGGUACAAGAAUGGCGUGGAGGUGAAGACAGACCCGCGGAUAAAAAUCACACACAUCGGCAGGAUCCACAAACUGACCAUUGAUGACGUGAAGCCAGAAGAUGAAGGUGACUACACCUUCAUCCCUGAGGGAUAUGCGUUCAACCUGUCCGCCAAGCUCAACUUUCUUGACGUCAAAAUUGAUUUUGUUCCUCGGCAAAAUCCACCAAAAAUCCACCUGGACUGUAUUGGUCAUUCUGCUGAGUCCACCAUCAUAGUGGUGGCAGGAAACAAACUGCGACUGGAUGUGCCCAUCACCGGAGAGCCUGCCCCCAUUGUGAUCUGGACCAAGUCUGACAAGGUCAUCUCUGACACAGAAGGGAGGGUCCACGUGGAGACCACCAAGGGCAACUGCAUCUUUACCAUCGAGGGGGCUGAGAGGAAGGAUGAGGGUGUUUACACCGUGAUUGUCCGCAACCCAGCGGGAGAGGACACUGCCAACAUCAACGUCAAAGUAGUGGACGUGCCAGAUCCUCCUCAGGCACCCAGAAUUCUGAGCGUUGGGGAAGAUUCCUGUAUCGUCCAAUGGGAUCCCCCAUUGUUUGAUGGUGGCCAGCCUAUAAUUGGUUAUGUACUGGAGAGGAAGAAGAAGAAGAGCUACAGGUGGAUGAGGGUGAAUUUCGACCCACAUAAGGAGCUUACCUAUGAAGCCAGGAGGAUGAUCGAGGGGAUGCUGUAUGAGAUGCGAGUCCUGGCGGUCAAUGCCAUUGGCAUGUCCCAGCCCAGCGCUGCUUCCCAGCCCUUCAUGCCGAUUGCUCCAACGAGCGAGCCCCUUGGCCUGAGCGUUGAGGACAUCAGUGAUACCACCAUUUCCCUAAAGUGGAAAACCCCAGAGCACUUGGGGUCCUCCAUCCUGCAAGGAUAUGGGGUUGAGUACUGCAAGGAAGGCACCGACGAAUGGAUGCCAGCCUUUGAGGGAUUGACGGAGAGAACAUCGGUCAUCGUCCGUGAUCUUCCAACAGGGGAGAAGAUGAAGUUUCGCGUUCGGGCUUAUAACGAGGCUGGCCCUAGCGCCCCCGCCACACUCGCCCAACCUGUCACAAUCCGGGAGAUUAUGCAACGACCUAAAAUAUGGGUCCCACGAAAUCUCCGCCAAACUGUGAUCAAACGGGUUGGGGAAUCAGUAAACCUGGUUAUUCCGUUCCAGGGCAAACCGAGGCCCAAAGUCACCUGGACAAAGGAGGGGGAGCCUGUAGAUCCCAAGCAGGUCAACACCCGGAACAGCGACACCGACACCAUCCUCUUUAUUCGCAAGUCUGAACGUAAGGAUUCGGGAAAGUAUGAGGUGCACCUGCAGAUUGAGAACGUGGAGGAUAAAGCCAGUAUAACCAUUCAGAUUGUAGACUUACCUGGUCCACCUGAAAAUGUAAAAAUCACAGAUGUUUGGGGCUUCAAUGUGGCCCUUGAGUGGAAGUCACCAAAGGACGACGGCAACUGUGAAAUAACAGGCUACACCAUCCAGAAGGCAGACAAGAAGACCAUGGAGUGGUACACUGUAUACGACCAAUACCGACGCACCAACUGUGUGGUGUCCGACCUCAUCAUGGGCAACGAGUAUGUUUUCCGCGUUUACGCCAUCAACAUGGUGGGUUUGAGUCCAGAACCCUGCUUCUCCAAGGACAGCGCCUACAUCCAGAAAACAGGAAUCAUGUACAAACCACCCACCUACAAAGACCCAGACUUCUCGGAAGCGCCAAAAUUUACUCACCCCUUGGUGAACCGCUCAGUCAUUGCGGGCUACAACGCCACGCUGAGCUGCUCCGUGCGGGGAAUUCCCAAGCCCAAAGUAACUUGGUACAAGAACAAGAUGGACAUCUCCAAUGAGGCCAAGUACAGGAUGUUCAGCAAGCAAGGUGUCCUCACUCUGGAGAUCCGGAAGCCCUGUCCCUUUGACGGGGGUGUGUACACUUGUAAGGCGGUCAACGACUCUGGGGAGGACGUUGUGGAGUGCAAGCUGGAGGUCCGACCUCAAAUCACCAAAGAAGACACAAAGAAAUGAGGAGAAGAUCAAUUUGGCGGGUGGUGAGGGGGGGGGGGAAUCUCGCAUCCUGUAACACCAACAUGUCACCGUCUAUAGGAGGAAUCUGCUUCACCCUGAACGUCUUUCCCUUCCAGAGGUCAUCUCUACACUUUCAGUUAUUUAAAGCGACUAGCAUAUGAAACUUGAGAACACAUUAAUGCAUGUUCAGAUGUGCAGACAGUGGAAUCUGUCAAAAAUGAGGCUUUUGCUUUUUUUGACCUUUCUACGCUCAUCUAGUAUAUGUAUUUCUGUGUUAUUUGCUGAUAUGAAUGUAGUAGCUUUGAUGCUUGAACACAUGCUGUAAGAAGAUAUUUUUGUCCUCUUGUCAACAGCAGUAGGUUGAGCCCAAUAAAGUAUAAGAUUAAAAACUA